Molecule: messenger RNA, 1026 nt
Organism: Ostreococcus lucimarinus CCE9901
Lineage: Eukaryota; Viridiplantae; Chlorophyta; Mamiellophyceae; Mamiellales; Bathycoccaceae
Exons: 1
Molecular function (GO): ATP hydrolysis activity; ATP binding
Source: RefSeq, a predicted model, not a curated record
CGUCCGCGCCGUCCAUCGUCUUGGACGGCGCGUGAAAAGACGCAGAAGAAUAUUGGGCGCGAUUAUCUCGUGGAGCUCGGGAAGAACGACACCGGGAACACGAAUACAAACGUCGGCGCCCGACAAGGUGUAGUGGACGACGUCUUCACGCGCAACGCCACUGGCGAGUUUCAACUCGGCGCUGAUUCCGACAUCGCGAGCGGCGAGCUUCGGUACCGGUAUCAAGAGGCUAGAAAGUUUAAAAAUUUAGUCGGCGAUUACCACUGUCCACCGGCUUUCAUGGAGAAGGUGAGCGGGCACUUGGUGAAGAACUUUUUAUUUGGCGGCGGCUUGCGACACGUGCGAGAGAUGACAAACGAAGCCGGAGUCGUGGUUCAACCGCCUAACACCCCGCUGAUUUUGGGUGUUUGGGGCGGCAAGGGUUGCGGGAAAUCGUUUAAUUUGGAACUUGCGUGUAAAGCCAUGGGUGUGACGCCGAUCAUCACGAGCGCUGGUGAGUUGGAGGACGAAAACGCCGGCGCGCCAGGGCGGUUGAUUCGCGAGCGAUACAAGCGCGCAGGAGAAAUUUUGCGACGCACGGGGGUGAUGAGCUGUUUAAUCAUCAACGACGUCGAUGCUGGUAUUGGAUGGUUCAAGGACACGCAGCACACGGUGAAUAACCAAACCGUGUGUGGCACGCUAAUGAAUUUGUGUGAUCACCCAGAACUCGUCAGUCUUGGCGAAGAUCGCGGCGAAGAUGGCAAAAAUUUGCAAACUGCGCGCGUGCCGAUCAUCGUUACAGGAAACGACUUAUCAACGGUCUACGCGCCAUUGUUGCGCGAUGGAAGAAUGGAUAAGUGGUACUGGAAUCCUAGUCGAGACGAUAUCUGUGACAUCGUGCACGCACUUUUCAAGGACGAAGUGGACUGGUCUCCAGACGCCACAGCGCGUCUAGUCAAUGCGUUCCCGGGUCAGCCGUUAGACUUUUUUGGUGCCGCGCGGGCCAAAGUAUACGACGACGCCGUAUCACGUUGGAUGUGCGAGGUC